This is a messenger RNA of Oncorhynchus tshawytscha (Chinook salmon), 7163 nucleotides long. RefSeq names its product neuroblast differentiation-associated protein AHNAK. Bases 395 to 5461 code for a protein of 1688 amino acids. NCBI's taxonomy places the organism in Eukaryota, Metazoa, Chordata, Actinopteri, Salmoniformes, Salmonidae. The record is from RefSeq and is a predicted model, not a curated record. The transcript is spliced from 5 exons. Gene Ontology annotation, biological process: regulation of RNA splicing. Gene Ontology annotation, cellular component: cytoplasm; nucleus; costamere.
UCUCCAUCUCACAGUUCCAGUCUUGAGAGGCCAGUUUUCCGUGAUCACCCUGCCUACCUGGACUGGAGAAUGUGUGUGACAGUUUGUGGCUGGGAAGGGAUGCCGAAGAUGGAACCAGUUUGUCUGCUUUGGGGAGGGUAUGUUUUUGCCGACUGAGGCACGGGGAAGGUAUGCUGAAGGUGGAACCAGUUUUUCUGCUUUGGGGAGGGUAUGCUUUCGCUGAGUGAGGCACAGGGUAGGCACUCCUACAGGAGUAUGGAACACCAUGGACUGCUAACACUCAACUUUCUCACAUCGGUGGUAAAACUCCUAGGGGCUGAGUAACUACAAACUGCAUGGUCAAAACAACCCAAUGGAGCCUAAGGUAAGACAGAAGAGCUUUUCAUAAAGGAUCAUGGCAGGUGUCCGCAGCGGGAGGAGGCCCUCUGGGGGGCUGAUGCUGGAGGAAUCAGAGAAAGGACGAUUGGUCGUCUCCAGUGUUGUCGAUGGCUCCUUGGCCAAUCAGGGGCUCAAGGAAGGAGAUGAAAUUGUGGGUGCCACAAUCAACUUUGACCAACUUUCAAAAGACGAUGUGUUGAAAAUACUGAAGCUGAUGGAUGAUAAUGGAUUUGAUGAGAAGGUUCAAAUUCUGACAAAAAAUAAUUUGCGCAAGAGUAUGGGGACCUUGGACAGCUUCAAAGCACCAGAGGAGAUGCUGAAGGAUUCCUAUAACAGACUCAAUGCCAAAAUAAAGAAGUUCAUGAAAGAGGACAGCUCUAGACAACCUACAGCUUCUGGGGAAAUAGGCUCUCCUAACAGACAGGUGAAAGGCAAGGAACCGAGACCUCUCUGGGCCAAGCCUAAUGUCAGAGGAACAGACUCUACAGUGACUCUCGAUGCUCCUGGUGGAGAACUUUCAUUGCCUAAUGCCAACAUGAGUACAUCAGAUCUCUCUCUAGCUCAUUUGAAUGGGUCUUUAGGGGCUGAUCCUGAUGUCAAUAUCUCAGAUUUACCUUCAGUAGACCUUAAAGGUUCCAAAAUAGAUCUAGAAUUGCCAGAUUCAGACAUUGGUAUCCCAUCUGGGAAGAUCAAAACACCAAGUCUUGGAAUGGCUGACUUUGCUAUGUCUGGACCAAGAGUUAGGAAUCCAGACCUGGACCUCACAGCGGUUGAGAUGUGUCUAUCAGACGUCAGUUUGCCUGACGUCAGUACUCCAGAUAUUGAUAUACCCUCAGGUAAAUUCAAACUAAAGAAACAACAUGCAGAACUCAAAGCUCCUGAUUUCGAUGUGGAUGCCCCCUCUGGUAAACUGAAGAUGCCCAAAUUUGACGUCUCUGGACUAAAAAGAACAGAUCUGGGAAUUGAUGAUGAUGAUGUAAAAACACCAAAACUAAUUCUCAAAGCUCCCAAGAUAAAAGGCGGACUUGAUGCACCUGACUUGGACUUACCCAAAGUCGACCUAAAAUCACCUAAAUUAGAUAUUGACAUAAACACACCCUCAGAAAAAUUCAAAAUGCCAAAGUUUAAGAUGCCUAUAUCCGGCCUUUCGGGCCCUAAAGGACCAAAUGUUGGCAUUGAUAGAGACUUGGAUGGACCAGAUCUGAGCUUAUUAUCUUCCAAAUUAAAACGGCCAGACUUGGAUGUUGGUAGCCCAUCUGGAAAAUUAAAGAUACCAAGUCUAAAGGUGCCAGACUUUGGCUUCUCGGGGCUAGAUGUUCAAGGGACAGACUUAGAGGUAAAGACUCCAGACUUGGAUCUUUCCGCCCCCAAGUUUAAAGGGGGAAUUAGUCCCCCAGAUUUGGAUCUGCCAGAUGUAGACCUCAAAGGCCCCAAAUUAGACCUCAAUGCUCCAGAUUUUGACAUAGAUAUGCCCUCAGGUAAAGUCAAAGUACCUACAUUGAAUAAACCAAAGGUUGAUCUGAAUGCUCCUGAUCUGGACAUCGAUGGGCCCUCUGGUAAACUGAAAAUGCCCAAAUUCAAUCUCUUUGGCACAUUGCCAAAAGGACGAGGUCUAGACAUAAAUGCAGGUGUGAAAUCACCAAAGUUAAAAGGUGGGAUUGAUGCCCCUGACAUGGAUUUACCAGACAUUGACCUCAAAGCCCCUAAAUUAGAUGUAAACACUCCAGAUGUUGACAUUGAUUCACCCACAGGGAAAUUCAAAAUGCCCAAAAUGAAGAUGCCUAAAUUUGUCAUGAAAAGACCUGAUGUUGACAAAGAUGGAGAUCUAGAGGGGCCAGGCCUGAACUUGUCUGCACCAAAAUUGGACAUAGAAGCACCCUCAAUGAAUCUCAAAGGUCCCAAAGCAGACCUAAAUAUUCCAAAUGCUGAUUUGGGAAGUCCAUCAGGGAAUUUCAAGAUGCCAAGUUUCAAGAUGCCAGAUUCAGGUUUCUCUGGACCAAAGGUUAAAGUGCAUGACUUUGAGGUAAAGACUCCAGGCUUAGAUCUUUCAGCCCCCAAGUUUAAAGGAGUAAUUAGUCCCCCAGAUCUGAAUCUGACAGAUCUCAAAGCCCCCAAACUAGACCUCAAUGCACCAGAUGUAAACUUUAAUGUGCCCUCAGGUAAAGUCAAUGUACCUACAUUGAAGAAACCAAAGGUUGAUCUGAAUGCUCCUGAUCUGGACAUUAACGGCCCCUCUGGUAAACUGAAAAUGCCCAGAUUUGGGCUGUCUGGUAAAAUGCCCAAAACCACAAAACUGAAUCUCAAAUCCCCAAAGAUAAAAGGGGGAAUUGAUUCCCUAGACCUGAAUUUUCCAGAUGCUGAUCUAAAAGCCCCUGAACUAGAUGUGAAUACCCCGGAUCUUGACAUCAGUGCACCCUCUGGUAAAUUCAAAAUGCCCAAAUUCAAAAUGUCUAAAUUCAGAGGCCUAAAGGGACCAGAUGUUGACAUUGAUGGAAACUUGGAGGGCCCAGAUAUUGAUAUCAAUACCCCCACAGCUAACCUCAAAGGUCCCAAAACAGGUCUAAAAAUGCCAGAUUUGAAGAUGCCUGGUUUUGGGCUAUCUGGGCCAAAUGUAGAUGAACCUAACUAUGACUUACCUGAUAUUGACCUCUCAGCCCCAAAGCUAAAAGGGGGAAUCAAUCCCCCAGAUUUGAGACUACCUAAAGGUAAAAUCAAAGGCCUAAAACUAGACCUCAAUGAUCCAGAUUUAGAUGUUGAUGCUCCCUCAGGUAAACUGAAAAUGCCCAAAUUUGGACUCUCAGGCACUAUGCCAAAAGGAUCAAAUCUGGACAUAAAUGCAGGUGCGAAAUCACCAAAGUUCAGUCUAAAUAUGCCAAAGAUAAAAGGUGGGAUUGAUGCCCCUGACAUGGAUUUACCAGACAUGGACCUCAAAGCCCCUAAAUUAGAUGUAAACACAUCAGAUAUUAACAUUGAUUCACCCACAGGGAAAUUCAAAAUGCCCAAUCUGAAUAUGCCUAAAUUUGGAAUGAAGGGGGGACAUAUUGACAAAGAUGGAGAUAUAGAGGGACCAGACCUGAACUUGACAUCUCCCCAUCUUAAGGGUCCCAAAGAAGACCUCAACAUUCCAGAUGCUGAUAUUGACAGUCCAUCAGGAAAAUUCAAAAUGCCAACUUUCAAGAUGCCAGAUUUAGGAUUCUCUGGACCAAAAUUUAAGGGGCCUGACUUGGACCUUUCAGCCCCCAAGUUUAAAGGAGGAAUUAGUCCACCAGAUCUGAAUCUGCCAGAUGGAGACCUCAAAGGCCCAAAACUAGGCCUCAGUGCACCAGAUGCAAACUGUAAUAUGCCCUCAGGUAAAGUCAAUGUACCUACAUUGAAGAAACCAAAGGUUGAUCUGAAUGCUCCUGAUCUGGACAUUAACGGCCCCUCUGGUAAACUGAAAAUGCCCAAAUUUGGUCUGUCUGGUAAAAUGCCCAAAUCCACUAAACUGAAUCUCAAAUCCCCAAAGAUAAAGGGGGGAAUUGAUUCCCCAGACAUGAAUUUACCAGAUGCUGAUCUCAAAGCCCCUAAACUAGAUGGAAAUCCCCCCGAAUUUGACAUCAAUGCACCUUCUGGGAAAUUCAAAAUGCCCAAAUUUAAAAUACCUAAAUUCAGAGGCCUAAAGGGACCAGAUGUUGACAUUGAUGGAGACUUGGAGGGCCCAGAUAUAGAUAUCAAUGCCCCAACAGCUAACCUCAAAGGUCCCAAAACAGGUCUAAAAAUACCAGAUUUGAAGAUGCAUGAUUUCAGGCUAUCUGGGCCAAAUGUAGACAAACCUGACUAUGACUUACCUGAUAUUGACCUCUCAGCCCCAAAGCUAAAAGGGGGCAUCAAUCCCCCAGAUUUGAGACUACCUAAGGGUCAUCUCAAAGGGCCCAAACUAGAUCUCAAUGCUCAAGACUUUGAUGUUGACACUCCCUCAGGUAAACUGAAAAUGCCCAAAUUUGGGCUUUCAGGUACUAUGCCAAAAGGACCAAAUGUAGACAUAAAUGCAGGUGUGAAAUCACAAAAGUUCAAUCUAAAAAUGCCAAAGAUUAAAGGUGGGAUUGAUGCCCCUGAUAUGGAUCUACCAGACAUGGACCUCAAAGCCCCUAAAUUAAAUGUAAAGACUCCAGAUAUUGACAUUGAUUCACCCACAGGGAAAUUCGAAAUGCCCAAUCUGAAUAUGCCUAAAUUUGGAAUGAAUGGGCCAAGUAUUGACAUAGAUGGGGAUAUAGAGGGACCAGACCUGAAUUUGUCAUCUCCCAAACUCAAGGGGCCCAAAGCAGACCUAAACCUUCCAGAUGCUAAUAUUGACAGUCCAUCAGGAAAAUUCAAAAUGCCUACUUUCAAGACGCCAGAUUUAGGUUUCUCUGGACCAAAAGUUAAGGGGCCUAUCUUGGACCUUUCAGCCCUCAAGUUUAAAGGGGGAAUUAGUCCCCCAGAUUUGGAUCUGCCAGAUGGAGACCUCAAAGACCCCAAACUAGACAUCAAUGCACCAGAUGUAAACUUUAAUAUGCCUUCCGGUAAAGUCAAAGUACCUACAUUGAAGAAACCAAAGGUUGAUCUUAAUGCUCCUGAUCUGGACAUUGAUGGGCUCUCUGGUAAACUGAAAAAACCCACAUUCUUGCUGUCUGGUACAAUGUCAAAAUCCCCAGACUUGAGGCUCAAAGCUUCAAACAUUAAGCAGGGAAUUGAUGUUCCAAACAUUAAUUUACCAGAUGCUGACCUCAAAGCCCCUGAACUAGAUGUGAAUGCCCCAGAUCUUGACAGCAACAAACCCUCUGGGAAAUUAAAAAUGCCCAAAUAUAAAAUGCUUAAAUUUAGAGACCUAAAGAGACCAGAUGUUGACAUAGAUGGAGACUUAGAGGGCCCAGAUAUUGAUAUCAAUGCCCCCACAGCUAACCUCAAAGAUCCCAAAACAGGUCUAAAAAUGCAAGAUUUGAAGAUGCCUGAUUUUGGGCUAUCUGGGCCAAAUGUAGAUGAACCUGGCUAUGACUUCCCUGAUAUUGACCUUUCAGCCCCAAAGCUAAAAGGGGGAAUCAGUCCCCCAGAUUUGAGACUAUAGUAAGGGUCAUCACAAAAGCCCAAAACUAGACCUCAAUGUUCCAGAUAUGCCCUCAGGUAGAUUCAGAGUUCCAACCAUAGAGAGGCCAAGUGAUAGCAUCAAAGCCUCUGAUUUUGACAUCAACACUCCUACAUUCAAAAUGCCUACAUUUGGGUUGUCUACACCAAAAGGACCAGAUCAUGACAUCAGUGCUGACCUAGGUUAAAUUGUCAAAGAUGAAGGUUGGAUUGGUUCACCAGAUCUGGACCUACCUGCAAUUGACUUAAAAGCCCCUAACAUAGAUUUAGACACUCCAGAUAUAAACAUUGAUUCACCAUCUUGGAAAUUCAAAAUGCCUCACCUCAAAAUGCCUGAAAUCAGCCUUAUUGGUCUGAAAGGUCUAGAUGCUGGAAUAGAUGGAGACAUUGAGGGACUGGACCUGAGCUUGUCAACCCUGAAAGUAAACAUGAGGAUUGGUAGUCCAGAUUUAGACAUAAAUGUUCGUCAUUAAAAUUGCCUCAGUUUGGAAGUCGCAAUUGAAGGGCAGUAUCAGAUAUGGACUUUAUGAAAACAAGUUACAUUUCUCCUCCAAAGGCUAUAGUGAAUCUAAAAGCACCAGACUUGAAAGUUAGUCACCCAGAUGUCAGCCUGAACAUACCAAAAGCGGAUAUCAGAAGCCCAGAAUACAAAGUGGCAUCUCAUAGUAAACGCAAAUCUGAUAUCCCAGGUGGAACGCAUAUAAAAUAUUUGAUAUGCCAGGUGGAGUACAUAUACAUGUGCCUGUUGGGAAGUCUAGGAAGGUCAAAGGAAGAGCUUGUUAUCCCAUUGCACAUAUUGAUUUGCCAAAAGUUGAUUACCAAGUGUCUGGUGUAUCUGACAGGUUCAGACCUUAACCUUGAUGACCUCACAGUGAAAUUCUAAAUUCCCAAACACAAGACUUCUAAACUGGGUAGUUGUACAAGAAUACCAGAUAUAGACUCAAGUUUUCCCAGUAUUAAUGCCUCAGUCCCUAAACUCCCACCCCAAAGUGUGGAUUAGUGGUUUCACAGCCAUAUUUUAAUUAGAGAAGAACUGACCUCAAGGGCAAUAAACAUCAUAGGAAAGCACCAGCUGGUGAAACCGACAGAUAAAAAAAAAGUCCAAAACAGUCUAAAAUUGUUAUGUCUAUGACAAAUUUGACUCAUGGUUCAAACCCCAAAAUUACUGAAGAUCAAUAAUAUUUGAUCACUGCAAAGUAUUUCCCAUACAUGUCAAAGAUGAUGUACCAAACGGAACUGGGAGCCUGAAAAAUCGGCACAAGGAAGAGUCAAACCGUAGAUCUCAUACACUCAGAAGUCUCGACUUCAGUUCAUCAAAUGUGGACCUUAAAGUUCCAGAAGCUGAGAACUUAAAAGGGUCAAAACUUACAAAGCUUACAUAGCAUUCAGAUAACUGACUAAGUGUAAUUUUAGGCUUGUUUUAAUCACAAUCUUCUGUUGAAACAUAAUGCAGAAAACUUCUGUUACUUGAACUUAGUUGUACUUUUUAGGUAAAUUGAUUGGUAUUUGUUAUGAAUGUUAAAAUUGAAUGUGUAAAGGGUUCACAUUUUGUCAAAUUGUUUUACAAAAUGGAUGAAAAGCUAUUUGAAAAGGUGUUUAACUGUACACUUGCUGUAUUAAAAUAAUUUGUUUUGUCUUUACAAUAAUGCAAGAAAACAAUUAAUUAAAAACAACUUCCAACUGCA